CGUCCCACUCUCUCUUGUAUACAACUUGAGCAAUGCUCCUUCCUGGUAUUCUUAAUUCAUUGGUCAAGUCAAGGGACAUAAACAAAAGAAAUUCGGACAAAUGGUACUCCUAAGAUUUCUUUUAUUGAAUUAUUGCAAUCUUUUUUUACCAUUUAAGAAAUUAAAUAAUUGUGAUUAGGGUACCUUUAGGAAUAUGAACAAACAUGCAAUUUUUACUGAUAAUGUUUACUGUUGCAAUAUUAACUUGUGUGGGACAGGGUUCAAUAUAUAACAACCUAAAGUACUUUGAAAUCAUACAUGCCGAUCACUUGUCUCACCAUGUAGUAAAGAGGGGCUUACAAGAAAGCGAUCAUCCCUUUAAUACAAUUAAAGAAGUCGCAUUUAAAGCUUUGGGGAAGGAUUUCAGAAUUAUCUUAACUCCGAAACGGGACGUGCUACAUUCCAAAUUUAAAGCGUACAGUGUUGACGGAGAUGGAAAGCAAACGUCUGUGCAUUUCGAUCACAACAAUUUCUAUCGAGGGCGUGUUUUUGGGGAAAUGAAAUCAGAUGCUAAUCUUCAUAUUGACAAUGACGGGGUUAUGACAGGCGCACUGCAUCUUCCUGAUGAGACUUAUCACAUUGAGCCUUCUUGGAGGCACCUUUCAGAUGGGAAUAAUAAAACCAUGAUUGUAUAUAAAGGUUCAGACGUGAAGUUAAGUUGGGAUCAGUCAAAUUAUAACGAUGACGUGAUGGGCCCGAAAAUUUGCGGGUACAUAAAAGAAGGAAGUGAAUUAGAGAGUGACGCAGAAAACGAAGUUGAAAAUGUUUGGAAGUCAAAUACGCACAGGGAAAAACGCCAAGUAGAUCAUUAUGAGUAUACACCAACGAAAACCCGAUGUCCAUUACUGUUGGUAGCGGAUUAUCGAUUCUUUCAAGAAAUGGGGGCGAGCAACACCAAAACUACAAUUAAUUAUUUAAUCAGUCUCAUUGAUCGCGUCCACAAGAUAUACAACGAUACAAUCUGGCACGAUCGUCAAGAAUUGGAUGGGUUUAAAGGUAUGGGAUUUGUGAUUAAGAAAAUUGUUGUCCAUAGCGAGCCUACGCGGGUGAGAGGUGGGGAGGCUCAUUAUAAUAUGGUUCGCGAAAAGUGGGACGUACGAAAUUUGCUGGAGGUGUUUUCGCGAAAUAAAGAAUACGAGGACUUUUGUUUAGCACAUUUAUUUACGCAUCAAACGUUUAGUGCGAGAGAUUCAGUAGUAUUGGGCCUAGCUUAUAUUGCAUCUCCUCAAGAUAGAAGGCAUGGCGGAAUUUGUACUAAGGAGUACUUUAAAAAUGGUUACACUUUGUAUUUAAAUUCGGGACUAAGCUCAAGUCGGAACCAUUACGGGCAACGUGUAAUUACUCGCGAAGCAGACUUGGUUACUGCACACGAAUUUGGUCAUAAUUGGGGCUCUGAACAUGAUCCCGACAUACCAGAAUGCUCUCCAAGUGCUAGUCAAGGUGGUUCGUACCUCAUGUAUACGUACAGUGUCAGUGGGUAUGAUGUAAAUAACAAAAGGUUUUCACCAUGCAGCUUGAGGUCCAUUCGUAAAGUACUGCAAGCUAAAUCGGAGAGGUGUUUUUCGCAACCAGAGGAAAGUUUUUGUGGAAAUUUGAGAGUAGAGGGCGAUGAGGAGUGUGAUGCUGGACUGUUGGGCACCGAAGACAAUGAUCCCUGUUGCGAUAAGGAUUGUAAGCUUCGUAGAAUUCAAGGAGCUGUUUGCAGUGACAAGAACUCUCCGUGCUGCCAGAACUGUCAGUACAUGACAAAGGGCGUAGAAUGUAGGAAGGCCCAAUAUACAACAUGUGAACGGGAAUCAAAUUGUACUGGAAUGCAUGCAGAGUGCCCUCGAAGUCCCCCUAUGCCAGAUGGAACAGAUUGCCAGGAGAGAGGAAAAUGUAGGGGUGGUAAAUGUACCCCAUAUUGUGAAACACAAGGACUUCAAAGUUGUAUGUGUGAUAUAAUUGAGAAUGCGUGUAGAAGGUGUUGUCGUACAAGUAUGAAUGAAACCUGCUUCCCUAUUGAACCGCCAGAUAUACUACCAGAUGGAACACCUUGUAUCCAAGGAUUUUGUAACAAGGGAAGUUGUGAGAAAACUAUACAAGACGUAGUGGAACGUUUUUGGGACAUAAUAGAAGACAUAAAUAUAAAUAAAGUUCUUCUGUUUCUCCGUGACAAUAUUGUGGGAUCAGUUGUAAUUAUUACUGCACUGAUAUGGAUUCCUGCAAGUUGUUUGGUAGGAUAUGUGGAUCGAAAGCGAAGGAAGCAAGAAGAGCGAUAUUGGAGGUGGCAAAAUAAAAAUGACUUAAUACACCCUUCAGAUCCGCGAAGAGUUAUUCAUAUACGAGUUCCACGUCCGAAUCAACCUAGCAGUACUAGUUCUCAAAAUGGUAAUCAUGCGUAAUCAUACUUUCUAAAUUAUAUGUAAAUUCAUCUCAUUUGUAAGUGUAUUGUAUUAUAUUUAUGGUGUAAUAUGUUAGGUAGGUUGUAAUUUUUUGUACAGUUGCAUUUGUUGUGCACUUCUUGUAUAUGUCCUGUUUUGUUAAUUAUUACUAGUUAAAGCAAUUAAAGAUGUUUCCGUAUUGAA
This is a messenger RNA of Photinus pyralis (common eastern firefly), 2606 nucleotides long. RefSeq names its product ADAM 17-like protease (gene Tace). Gene Ontology annotation, molecular function: metalloendopeptidase activity. The coding region runs from base 204 to 2423 and encodes 739 amino acids. The record is from RefSeq and is a predicted model, not a curated record. Gene Ontology annotation, biological process: membrane protein ectodomain proteolysis; Notch signaling pathway. NCBI's taxonomy places the organism in Eukaryota, Metazoa, Arthropoda, Insecta, Coleoptera, Lampyridae. The transcript has 11 exons. Gene Ontology annotation, cellular component: plasma membrane.